AUGCCUCUCGAGAUCCUUCCAGAGUUCCGCGCACAUUUCGUCAAAGUUCUGUAUGUUUUUCUUCUUCUUUAUUACUUUUAGUGUAAAAAUUCAAAAACGGCUUGAAAAAAGAAAAUAAUAAUAACUUCGUGCGGAUCCGAACCUUGAUGUUUUAGACAAAUAGCGGGCACGCUACCCACUGCUCCAUACAGUCUGAGAAUAAGCUAAGAUAUCACAUGGUAUAUGGUAGACCAUCUUCUUUAUUAAUUAUUUUGCUUUCUUAUGAUAUAAUUCGAAGAAAUGCCUAGAAAAAAAAACAAAUCAGCACCGAUAGGAUCCGAAAUUGGAACAUAAGAUUCACAAGCUGGCUCUUAACACAAUACUCUAUUUGGGGGUGAGAUGGAUAAACUAUAUCUUCGGGUAUAAAAACUAACCACAGGAAUGAAAAAGAGAAAUCCCUUUCAAAUUUCCGACAAUUUGAAAAAGUAAAGGUAACUUGCAGCGGCGAACAACUCGAGUACAACAAAUGGAAUAUUUGCCGUUAUCCGCAAUUCUUGUCUGCCGAAAAAGUAGACGAAGAACUGAUCAAAAAGAACCAAACUGUCGAUGAUUACCUUGCCGCCUGCGCCAGGGUACGUUCCAAUUAUAAAAAAAAAAGAAAUUUAGUUAAAAAUGCAAGCAUAAAUCUCCUAUUUUUGAGAUGAUGAACGGCGCCUUGGUCCCGGUCAAUCUGAGCGUUCCCAAUGACUAUUUCGCGGUUGACUACUACCUCAUGAUCAAAGAGAAGGUAAAAAAAGGCGCUAAAUGAUCCAUAUGCCCCUCAUAAUUUUCAGAAAGAGGCUGAGAAACAGAAACAGAACGACAGCUCUGAAGCCAAUCAACAAGGCGAUCAUCAGUAA
This is a messenger RNA of Caenorhabditis auriculariae, 878 nucleotides long. The record is from the annotation of a GenBank genome assembly. Lineage: Eukaryota; Metazoa; Nematoda; Chromadorea; Rhabditida; Rhabditidae.